This is a messenger RNA of Triticum dicoccoides, 1132 nucleotides long. Its product is annotated as transcription factor ILI1-like. The transcript is spliced from 2 exons. NCBI's taxonomy places the organism in Eukaryota, Viridiplantae, Streptophyta, Magnoliopsida, Poales, Poaceae. Gene Ontology annotation, biological process: regulation of DNA-templated transcription; regulation of growth. The record is from RefSeq and is a predicted model, not a curated record. The coding region runs from base 140 to 430 and encodes 96 amino acids. Gene Ontology annotation, molecular function: protein dimerization activity.
ACAAGCUAGCAGCUAAACUCACCCAACUGUUAGUCUGCUAAGCUGCUAGCUGCGUGUGGGAGUGGCACUCUCCGCUACAGCUCGAUAGGUACGUACAUAAGCUAUCUAGCACGGGCUGUGAGCCAGCGAGCGAUCGAGCAUGUCGUCGAGCAACCGGAGGUCACGCACGCGGCGCGCCGGGAGCUCGCCGUCCAUCUCAGAGGAGCAGAUCUCCGAGCUGCUGUCCAAGCUGCAGGCGCUGCUCCCGGAGUCUCAAGCUCGCAAUGGCGCUCACAGGGGUUCCGCGGCGAUGGUGCUGCAGGAGACGUGCAACUACAUCCGGAGCCUGCACCGGGAGGUGGAAGACCUGAGCGAGACGCUCGCGGCGCUGCUCGCCUCCGACACCGUCACCGCCGAGCAGGCCGCCGUCAUCAGGAGCCUCCUCACGUGAGAUGUGACCCACCCUCCCACCGUCCGGCGGCGCACACGUACGGCCACCAAGCUCUCCGGCGGCCCAUGUGAGCAUGCCCGUGAGCGUUACAACCAGUACCUGCGUUGUGAGCCCAAUUCCCAAGGUAAAAAAUUUCGACUCUGUUAACCCAAUUUCACCCCAUAAGACUAGGCAAUGUUUUAUACAAAAUUGCAUCAAAGGUGAUAGCAAACCGUCUCAAAGUGAGCAGUCGACAUUUGUUCCAGGACGGAUAACGGAUGAUAUUAUUGUGAUUUCUGAGUGCUUGCACUUUAUGAAGGGAAACACAGAGCUGUUAAGCAUCGUCAUUGUGCCGUGAAGCUCCACAUGGUGAAGGCUUGUGGCAGGGUUGAAUUGGGAUUUUCUGAGCAUUGGGCGAACAUUGUAAUGUGUCUUGUCAACUCGGUCUCAUACAAGUUUUGUUCAAUGGUAAGAAACUUGAAGAAUACAAAGGAUCGAGAGGUCCGACAGGGAGAUCCAAUUUUUCUUUUCCUAUUCUUUUCGGCGGGCCUUUUGUGAUCAGAGUUGAGUUGUCUCAGAUUGGUGUGGUCCAAGUAGCGCCAUCGGCGUCAUCUAUUGCUUUUAUUUGCAAAUGACAGUUUAUUGUUUUAAAGACUAGUAAUGGUGUUGGGGCGACUGAGGUGUCAACCAGUUGGAUGUUUAUUUCUAAGCUUCUGGCCAGCA